AUGAUGAUGAUAUCUCCCAUUAUCUUCAUCGUUUCUCUCCUGCUUUCCUCCUCCUGCCAUGCUGCAGUGCAGGACUUCUGUGUAGCUGACCUCACAACUCCUGAAAGCCCAAUAGGCUACGCUUGCAAGAAGCCAGAAACGUUGACGGUGAAUGAUUUUGUUUACUCCGGCCUAGGCGUUGCCGGAAACACCUCAAAUCUUCUUAAAGCUGCAGUGACCUCAGCAUUUGUCACAGAGUUUCCUGCCCUGAACGGGCUUGGAAUCUCUUUGGCUCGGCUGGACUUGGCGGUUGGUGGAGUUGUGCCAAUCCACACACACCCUGGAGUUACAGAAGUUGUACAUGUUGUGAGUGGGAAAAUCACCGCUGGGUUUAUUUCCGGAGCUAAUAAAGUUUACUAUAAAACUCUGAACAAGGGUGACAUAAUCGUUUUUCCUCAAGGAUUACUACACUUCAUAGUGAAUGCCCAAAAAACUCCAGCUGAAGCAUAUUUUAGCUUCAAUAGUCCAAGCCCAGGAAGCCAGCUUGUGGACUUCGCUUUGUUUGGAAAUGAUUUUCCCACUGAAUUGGUAGCAGCAACUACUUUCCUUGACACUGCUCAGAUUAAGAAGCUUAAAGGCGCUCUUGGGGGCACUGGUUAA
Messenger RNA from Corylus avellana, 639 nucleotides. RefSeq names its product auxin-binding protein ABP19a-like. NCBI's taxonomy places the organism in Eukaryota, Viridiplantae, Streptophyta, Magnoliopsida, Fagales, Betulaceae. Gene Ontology annotation, molecular function: manganese ion binding. The record is from RefSeq and is a predicted model, not a curated record.